AUGGCUCUAGCAAUGCAAAGAAAGGCAAAUGUACGUUUGCCACCAGAAAUUAACCGAAUAUUAUACAUCAGAAAUCUUCCGUACAAAAUUACUGCUGAGGAAAUGUAUGAUAUAUUUGGUAAAUAUGGAGCAAUUCGACAAAUUCGGGUAGGAAAUACUCCAGAAACAAGGGGCACUGCAUUUGUAGUGUUUGAAGAUAUAUUUGAUGCCAAGAAUGCCUGUGACCAUCUAUCUGGUUUCAAUGUAUGUAAUAGGUAUCUAGUUGUAUUAUAUUAUCAGGCAAAUAAAGCAUUUAAGAAAACAGAUAUAGAUAAGAAACAAGAGGAGAUUGACCAGAUGAAGAGUAAAUAUGGAAUAAACACAUAA
This is a messenger RNA of Diabrotica balteata, 366 nucleotides long. The record is from the annotation of a GenBank genome assembly. Lineage: Eukaryota; Metazoa; Arthropoda; Insecta; Coleoptera; Chrysomelidae.